AUGGAGGGGUUGUCUUCACAUCUAAAGGAACUAUGGGAGGAAUGGGAACUGCGAGUCCUGGUACUCCUCAGCCUCACUGUUCAAAUUGUGCUCAUCGUCCUCGGGCGUCACCGGAAGUACCGGCCCAACUUGUGGUUGCAGGCGUUGGUCUGGUCACUCUACUUGUCGGCAGAUGCGGUUGCGAUCUACACGCUUGGGAAGAUUGCGACCCGGCUAGCACAAAUGCGGCGCGACCUUGGUGCCGCCGCUGCCACUGCUGGGCUGAACCCAGACGCCCAGAUGAUUGCAUUCUGGACGCCAUUCCUGCUGCUACACCUGGGCGGUCCAGACACCAUCACGGCCUACUCCCUUGAGGACAACGAGCUCUGGUUGAGGCAUUUUCUCAGACUCGUCGUCCAAAUGGCCCUCCGGGCCGCGAGCAGUGAACAGUUCAGGGACUCAACCCCAGACCCUCCUCUCCAUCGCCCGAGGAUCCUGGAGGAAUAUAUGUUGAAGAAGGCCGAGGGCUAUGACGUCACGCCGCACGUGGUAAUCGAGGUGUACGAAGUGAACGCUGGACACAAUUCGGAGGCAGACGGAAAUCUUACGUCUUGUGAUGAAACGCUCUUACCCAGUAAAUUGAAGAAGAAGAGGCAGGACGAACAGGAUGGGGAACAGAGUAACUGCCGCAAUGAAUUGGAGGAGAAGCGCGAACAGGGCGAGCAAGAUAAUCGUGCAAACAAAAACGAUAUGAGCAUGCGCAACAACCGGGCCGAGUUAACAUUAGCCAAAGACCUGCUCGACACUUUCCGGCGCCUUUUCAUGGAUCUCGUGCUUAGCAUUGAGGAACGUGACACUAGCCUUUCAAUACUCAAGGAUAAAAGUUUUCACGUGGUAUUCAGAGUUAUCGAGAUUGAACUGGGACUCAUGUACGAUUUGCUCUACACUAAGGCGAUAGUGUUCCAGAAACGAUGGGGCUUUACUCUUCGCACCGUGAGUAUACUCCUCACCGUAAUGGUCUUGGUGCUUUUUUCCUUGUCAGACAAGGACAAAUACUCCACGUUCAAUAUCUGUGUGACCUUCUUGUUGCUCUCGGUCGCCAUUUUCCUUGAGAUUUAUGUGUUAUUCUAUCUUCUCUUUGAUGUUGCUAGUAUGAGUACCUAG
This is a messenger RNA of Eucalyptus grandis, 1143 nucleotides long. RefSeq lists its product as uncharacterized. Bases 1 to 1143 code for a protein of 380 amino acids. The transcript is spliced from 2 exons. NCBI's taxonomy places the organism in Eukaryota, Viridiplantae, Streptophyta, Magnoliopsida, Myrtales, Myrtaceae. The record is from RefSeq and is a predicted model, not a curated record.